This is a messenger RNA of Arabis nemorensis, 615 nucleotides long. The record is from the annotation of a GenBank genome assembly. NCBI's taxonomy places the organism in Eukaryota, Viridiplantae, Streptophyta, Magnoliopsida, Brassicales, Brassicaceae.
AUGGGUCAAAAAGAGCUUCCUAUGAACGUGAGAAACGACAACGUAAGUGAAGAAACAAAGAUACUGAUCUCUUCACUUCCUUUAGACAAAGAUUCUCAAGGGAAUCUCUGCAAGUACCAAGGAUGUUGGUAUUACUACAACACUCUCCAAGCAGUCAUCAAUUUCCAGCUUCAAGAGACCGAUAUAAUUCUUGCUUCUUUCCCAAAAUCCGGCACAACUUGGCUCAAGGCACUCUCGGUCGCGCUCUUGGAGAGAUCUAAACAUGAUGAUCCGCGGACUCAUCCUUUGUUAUCCGAUAACCCUCAUGGCAUAGUACCAUUCUUCGAAAACGAUUUGUAUCUCAAAACCUCAACACCAGACUUAACCAAGAACGCAAAGGACGUGUUGAUAUCCCGUUGGUAUUUCCGGGGCAAGUAUCAUAAGAAUGAUGUGGCUAGAAGCAUGCUCGAGUCAAUGUUCGAUUUGUUCUGCAGGGGAGUUGACUUCUACGGUCCUGUUUGGGACCAUGCCCUUAGUUAUUGGAGAGGCAGCUUGGAAAACCCCAAAGCAUGUCCUUUUCAUGAGGUACGAGGAACUGAAAGCAGAGCCUCGUGUUCAGUUCAAGAGGCUUGCUGA